AUGUCGAACCUGAGACCGAGGCGCUGCCUGGUGGAGAAGGGCCCGGACGGCUACGGCUUCCACCUGCACGGAGAGAAGGGGAAGAGCGGCCAGUUCAUCCGACUGGUGGAGCCUGGAACUCCUGCCGAGGAAGCGGGGCUCAGAGCGGGGGACAGGCUGGCGUUUGUGAACGGGGACAGCGUGGAGGGGGAGAGCCACUCACAGGUGGUGGCCCGGAUCCGAGCCUCAUCCGGGCGUCUGGAGCUCAUCGUGGUGGAUCAGGAGACUCUGGAGCUGCUGAGGAGACACGGGCUUAGCUGUAAGGAGGAGUAUGUGACUGAGGGCAUCCCAGUCCCUGGGGACAGUGCCCCAGAGGAGAGACCUGAGGACAGCCCUGCAGCCAGUUCUCACAGCAGCCGCAGGGGGUCUGAGGCCGGAUCACUGCAGAAUGGACGGAGGGGCAGUGCGGGCUCCAAGGAGGAGAGCAGUGGUCCCAGGCCUCGAUUGUGUGUCCUGAAGAAGGGACCAGGGGGGUACGGCUUCAACCUGCACAGUGAGAAGUCCAGACCGGGACAGUUCAUCCGGGCUGUGGACGAGCACUCUGCUGCAGAGAGAGCCGGACUCAGGCCCAACGACAAGAUCAUCCAGGUAAACGGCAUGUCCAUGGUGGGGAAGCAGCACUCGGACGUGGUCAGCGCCAUCAAAGCGUCCGGAGAUGAGGUCAGCAUGCUGGUGGUGGACCCCGAGACCGAGCUCUUCUUCAGCCAGUGUGGGGUGCUGCCCUCCGAGGAGCACCUGACUGGACCCCUCCCAGAACCGCGGGUGGACCGGGCAUCAGUGGAGGAGCAGCAGGAGGCAGCAGAGGAGGCUAAAGCCAGGACCUCCGUGAGCUCAGAGAGCAGUGCCUCCUCACACACAUCCCAGCCCACUCCCAGCGCCAUGGCAACGGAGGAGCCUGGGAGUGACAUCCUUGGUCUAGGUCUGUCUGUGGCCCAGGCUCGAGAGCGAGCCAAGAGGGCUUCCAAGAACGCCCCACGCAUGGACUGGAACCAGAGGAAGGAGGUGUUCAGCAACCUCUGA
Molecule: messenger RNA, 1059 nt
Organism: Knipowitschia caucasica
Lineage: Eukaryota; Metazoa; Chordata; Actinopteri; Gobiiformes; Gobiidae
Source: the annotation of a GenBank genome assembly